Cinclus cinclus is the source of this 700-nucleotide messenger RNA. RefSeq names its product N-acetyltransferase 8 (putative) (gene NAT8). NCBI's taxonomy places the organism in Eukaryota, Metazoa, Chordata, Aves, Passeriformes, Cinclidae. The record is from RefSeq and is a predicted model, not a curated record. The transcript is spliced from 2 exons. Gene Ontology annotation, molecular function: N-acetyltransferase activity. Bases 41 to 700 code for a protein of 219 amino acids.
GGUUUGAGGAGCUACAGCGGCGGCAGCAGCAGGUGCCCCCAUGGCGUCGUUCCGCAUCCGGCAGUACCAGGACCAGGACUACGAGGCCGUGCGGGCUCUGUUCGCCCGCGGCAUCCUGGAGCACGCUCCGGCCGGGUUCCGGCACGUGCUGCGGGCGGCGCGGGUGCGCCUGGCGCUGCUGGCCGUGUUCGUGGCCGCGCGGGCGGCCGCCGGCUCCUGGGUGCUGGGGCUGGGCGCGGUGGCGCUGGCGCUGGUGCUGCUCUGGGUGCUGGUGCGCUCGCUCAGCGCCGAGUACGUGCGCGACGCGCUGGGCACCGACCUGUGCGACGUGGCCGGCUCUUACCUGCGGGCACCCGACCGCUGCUUCUGGGUGGCCGAGGAAGGUGGCGCCGUGGCGGGCAUGGUGGCGGCGGUGCCCGCGGGCCGCGGGGAGCUGGAGCUGAAGAGGAUGUCGGUGAGCCGGGAGCACCGCGGGCGCGGGUUGGCGCGGGCGCUGUGCCGGGAGGUGCUGGCUUUCGCCCGUGCCCGCGGUUACGGCGCCGUGGUGCUCAGCACCUCCAUGGUGCAGGUGGCGGCGCAGCGCCUCUACGAGGGGCAGGGGUUCCGGAGGGUGGGCAGCUCGUACCCCUCGCUGCUGGGCACUUUGCUGAACUUCCAGAUCUUUCAUUACCGCUGUGAUUUAGGGGAUGGCGCCAAGUAG